AUGGGUAAUUGCUGCACAACUAGAGAUAGAGAAAUAAGCCUAGAUGCUUAUGGCAAAGACUAUUAUUACGAAACUGGACAAAAAGGCUUUAAGACCGAGGUAUCGAAAUCAUUACUAUACAUAUCAUAAUACCUUGACUCAAAUAGAGACGCAUAAAUGAUCGUGUUAAGCUACCAAAAGAAUGAAAUGAAGAACUUUUUGCAAAGUCUAUCUUCGAUCAUCACAAUCAUUAAAUCAAAGACAGGAUAGCUGUUUAUACCAACAGUUAUUUAAAACAGUCCCAUCAAUAUCAACAACGAAAUGCUCAUUACAUUGAGAUCAAUUGAGAAAAUGGACAAAAUUUCAAUAGACAGAGAAGCUAUAAUAGAUGAUAGUAUGCUAGCUAGAUCAUUUAUAACAAGAGAUAUGCAGUUUUUGACAUCUGAGCCAGAAAAAUAAAGAGAUCAACUACUCAAUGAUCUGAGGAAUAUGUAUAACUAAGAGGGACUGAUGAUUGUAGGUGGAGUUUAAGACCCUGGAAUGGUGAACAAUCUCAAGAUGUUAUUCUAUAAGACAUAAAACUUCAAAAACACUGAUUAGUCCACUUAUCAAUCCUACGACAUUAAAAUUCAUGUUUACCCAGAUACGACUACUUAAUAAGAGUUUCAAAUCAUAGUCAACUAAGCUUAGGUUGAAUCAAAUUCAUAGCUGAGAUCAGUUAUUUCAUAUGAAGACGCCAAGAAAGGUCGCUCACAUUUUCUGAUAUUCCAAGAGUACCAGGCUGAUCUCAUAUACCUCAUUACUGAUUACCCAGAUUAUCUCCAUGAAGAAUACUAGCAAGUAUUGAGAGAUGCUAUUUUGGGAGCUAAAACUCCAAAUGAUUUAGUGUUAAAGUAGCAGUAUUCUGAAAAGAUGUCUACCUACAUGAAUGUUUAAGAAAAGAGGAGCGGUAAUAGAGUAGUUGAAUGCAUUACAAACAAUAGUUUAGCUGAUUCGUUCAUCAUUUAUGCAUAAUGA
Messenger RNA from Stylonychia lemnae, 996 nucleotides. NCBI's taxonomy places the organism in Eukaryota, Ciliophora, Spirotrichea, Sporadotrichida, Oxytrichidae. The record is from the annotation of a GenBank genome assembly.